Molecule: messenger RNA, 345 nt
Organism: Elephantulus edwardii (Cape elephant shrew)
Lineage: Eukaryota; Metazoa; Chordata; Mammalia; Macroscelidea; Macroscelididae
Product: cytokine SCM-1 beta-like
Exons: 3
Coding region: 1-345 (114 amino acids)
Biological process (GO): monocyte chemotaxis; neutrophil chemotaxis; cellular response to type II interferon
Cellular component (GO): extracellular region
Molecular function (GO): chemokine activity; CCR chemokine receptor binding
Source: RefSeq, a predicted model, not a curated record
AUGAAGCUUCUCAUCCUGGCCUCCUUUGCCAUCUGCUGCCUCACUGCCUACGUCGUGGAAGGUGUGGGGAGUGAAGUUCCACAUAUGAACAGCUGUAUGAUUCUACAUACCAGGCCGAUACCAGUCAAUAAAAUCAAGACCUAUGUUAUCAAAGAGGGACCCAUGAGAGCCAUGAUCUUGGUCACCAAACGUGGCUUUAAAUUCUGUGCUGACCCAGAAGCCAGUUGGGUAAAAGCUGCAGUUGAAAAAAUGGAUAAGAAGUCCACAAGCAGAAGAAACAUGCUCCAGACCAGCCCAACAGGAGACCAACGAUCCACCAACACUGCAGUGACCAUGACUGCGUGA